Molecule: messenger RNA, 1168 nt
Organism: Aedes albopictus (Asian tiger mosquito)
Lineage: Eukaryota; Metazoa; Arthropoda; Insecta; Diptera; Culicidae
Product: vitelline membrane protein Vm26Ab-like
Exons: 2
Coding region: 337-996 (219 amino acids)
Source: RefSeq, a predicted model, not a curated record
GGACGGGGAUCAGUUUGGGCUAGCCCUGUGCCAAUAGGCCGUUGAUGCGACUGACCAGCGUGGUGCUUAUUUGCACUAAUCGCCAUGCGUACCAGCCGGUCACACAUAGAGCGCGUGUAUGUGUGUAUGAUCAAACAAUUAGAAUUCAUGUAAUAAAAAGAUGUUACCUCUUUUCUUCGGCGAGAGUGUGUUAGAUGGAGACAAAAAAUCUUCCGACAAGAACACACCUCGUAUAAAUAGCUACAAAUACGAGAUUUUUGACCAUUCAUUGAUACCUAGUGCAUAAAUUACCAUCGUCGAGUUGUGUACUAAGUAAAACGACAGUUAGGAGAAAAAAUGGCAUUCUUCAAAGUGAGUUGUCUUGUAGUGCUGAUGACGGUUGGAGUAGCGCUGAGCGCCGUGCUUAAAAGUGAAAACCUAGAAUCAGCUGAGCAAAAGGAUGAUCUUGAAGGAGCGGAAACAAUUUUCCUCGGCAAGAAGUUGUUGUUGCUCAAAGGAUUGGGUCUCGGAGGAUUAGCACUGUCUGCAUCCCAGAAUGGUGGUGGACUUGGUGGAUUCGGUGGUAAAUUCAGUGGAUUGAUUGGAGGUGGACCAAACUCGGUAGACUAUGCUGGAUAUGCUCCAUCGUACAGUGGAAGCUAUGUUGCUGCACCAGCUCCAGCACCAGUCGUUUACUCGGCUCCAGCUCCGGUUACUUAUUCCGCCCCUGCUCCAGUCACGUACUCAGCUCCUGCUCCAGUGACGUACUCAGCUCCAGCACCCGUUACCUACCAGGCUCCACUCCCAGCUCCUGUGGCGUACUCUGCCCCGGCCCCAGUUGCUGAUGUUCCAGUUUCGUCUGGAUAUACCGGAAGUUUGCAGGUCGUUGGAUACCUGCAGCCGGUUCAGCCUGUUCAGCCAGUGGCCUACACCAGCCAGGUUUCCACCGGUCUGUACAGCGCUCCUCCACCACCAGCUCCACUUCCUUUGGCCCCUCUGCCACCAUGUGAUCAUUAGGAUCAGCUGAAACCAAGACAACAAGUGUUCACCACCCCCAUCACCGCCAGUUUCACUUUCAGGGAUACUAAAAUGCUCUUAUAUCAGUAUCUGAUAUUACGUACUUUUAGCCAUUUUUUCAACUAGGAACUAACUCGUGUACGUUUUGAAUAAGAAUAUACCAUUAAAUCGA